This is a messenger RNA of Exophiala viscosa, 1695 nucleotides long. Its product is annotated as 1,3-beta-glucan synthase. The record is from RefSeq and is a predicted model, not a curated record. Gene Ontology annotation, cellular component: mating projection tip. The transcript has a single exon. Gene Ontology annotation, biological process: fungal-type cell wall beta-glucan biosynthetic process. Bases 1 to 1695 code for a protein of 564 amino acids. NCBI's taxonomy places the organism in Eukaryota, Fungi, Ascomycota, Eurotiomycetes, Chaetothyriales, Herpotrichiellaceae.
AUGGCCAAUCCGUACGGUACCUUGAACGCUGUCGCGAAACACGCUGACCCUUCCAGUUUUACCUCAGCAUGGCGCUCCUUUUGGCAUACAAUGACCUCCUACGACCGACACGCUUCCCACGAUUCUCCCUACAGAACAGGACAACAUGUGCCCGUUAGCCAAAGCCGCCAUGCUCCCUUGACCUCGGUCGCAACAAGUGCCGCCGAAUCACACCAAGAUCUUUCAGUCACCUACCAAGAUGAAUCCAAACGAGGUUCUAUUUCCUCAUCACAACUGGCAGGAUCUCCCGCCAGACCGUACUCUCCGGGCAUGCGUUCAAUGUCGUCGCCAAAAGUUCCCAACGUGGAAGAGGUGAUAUCUCCUGGUGAGAUACAGAUGCAGAACUUUGCUGAUGGUGCUCCACCUCCACCUCCGCCAGCACAUUCAUGGAAGAAAAUCGAUCGAUGGGCAGAAUUGAACUACGAAGAACUCUGGGAUCAACUUGGUGGAGCAUGCACACAGAAUGAUAUCAACGAGCUAGAACACGAACUUGACAUGACAUUACCCCAGGACGUACGCGAAUCCCUAAGCAUCCACGAUGGCCAAGAACGCGGUGGCCGACCUACAGGCAUCCUCUUCGGAUGCAUGUUACUGGACUGCGAAGAAAUUGUACAAGAGUGGAAGAACUGGAAAAUCGUCAACGAAGAAUAUUUGAGUGGUGGUAAAAGCAAAUCCUACAGCUCGAAAGGUCAGAGUAACGGCUCUGCUUCGUCGUCCAGCCAAUCCCAAAACAACAAUCGUUUCUGGAGGCAAGACCUCCUGGACAGACAAGAGUCACAGCCACCCAAAGCCAUUCAGAAAGCAUAUGCUCACCCUAGUUGGAUUCCUCUUGCCAGAGACUGGGGUGGCAACAACAUUGCAGUUGACCUUGCUCCUGGUCCUAUGGGCAAAUGGGGCCAAGUCAUUCUAUUUGGACGCGAUUAUGACUGCAAAUACGUGGUUGCGCGAUCAUGGGCUCACUUCUUAGCUACCGUGGCCGACGACCUAAGCACUGAGAAGGUCCAUGUGGAUGAAGACACUGGAGAAUUAAAAUUGAAGGAGUUCAAGACUGAAACUGUCGAACCACCUUACAUGGACAUUCUUCGCUGGCGUGCGGAUCAGAGAUAUGGACGACGAGGACCCAAGCGGAGACCGCAGCCUGCUGGUCUGAACACGAACGUAGUCCAACAAAAUGGACGACACUCACCAUAUAGCAGCCCGGCUAUGGGCACGGAGGACCGUGGUCGAUCACCACAGAGAUUCUCCCGAGGACCUACAGGCAGCCCAAGACACGCGGUUGGAAGCCCACUGGCUCGUGUACAGGAGGAAAUUGCGCAGCCACAACCCGUACGACCAGGCGGCGAUGUUGUGCGAGAUUUCGCCCAAGUUAUCGAGAAUUCGAAUGAGGGCAAAAAGCGGGAGAAGCUUGUGGAAGCCCCAACACCAAUUGAGACCAAAAUUGCCAGCAUUUCCAGAGACGGUGACAAGCUCGUCGACGCACCAACGCCAGCUUCGUUAAGGAGUGUGGAUUCGGACUUCGCUCCAAAACGGAUCAGCAGAAUAUUGACAGCAGGCAACCAGCCCAAAGAUUUGCCCUCGCAAGCGCAACCCAGGGACGAAGUGAAGGGUUUGGGGGUGGAUGGGAUUGAGGAGGAAAUGAAGACGGUGACAAUUUAA